Puccinia triticina is the source of this 696-nucleotide messenger RNA. RefSeq lists its product as uncharacterized. The coding region runs from base 1 to 696 and encodes 231 amino acids. Gene Ontology annotation, molecular function: protein folding chaperone; protein-folding chaperone binding. Lineage: Eukaryota; Fungi; Basidiomycota; Pucciniomycetes; Pucciniales; Pucciniaceae. The transcript is spliced from 5 exons. Gene Ontology annotation, cellular component: nucleus; cytoplasm. The record is from RefSeq and is a predicted model, not a curated record.
AUGGCGAUACCCAACUACUAUGAACUCUUGUCGCUGCAAUUCGAUCCCAACUUGACGACGGAUCAAAUUCGGGCGGCAUACAAGCGGGCUUCCCUCUUGACUCAUCCGGAUCGAAACCCCAAUCUGACUGAAGCUGAACGCCGCCUUGCAACUGAAAAGUUCCAAAAGGUUGCAGACGCAUAUUAUGUACUUUCGGAUCCGAGCAGAAGAAGGGAGUACGAUGAGAUCUGGAGGACUCAGCAACAAUCGAACUUCAAUUCAGAUCAUCGAAAUCAAACGACGGGUAACUCCUUCAGCGAUCCGUUACAGUUCUUCAAAAACUUUUUGUUCAAUUACACUCAAGGCUCGACGUCCAAUUCAACCCAUCAGCCAGAAGGUCAUCAAUCUAGACCAGAUCCGGAAGCUACUUUUGCUGAUGUUUUUGAAGAUUUAUUAAGGCCAGAGAUGGAACGAACUGCUGAGACAAAGACGACGAAAUGGAAAUAUCUCGGAGCGGCAUCUGGCGGGACCUUAGGGUUUAUCGUUGGCAACUUACCAGGCUUGGCGAUCGGAUCUCUCGCUGGAAACCGACUAGGUGCUAUCAGAGACGCCAAAGGAAAAUCAGUAUGCGAGGUCUUCUCUAGCUUAGAAACCAACCAAAAGACUUUAAUCAUAAAGGCUUUAGCAUUGAAAGUUCUCGGUUACGCUUUGACUUAG